Trichoplax adhaerens is the source of this 2986-nucleotide messenger RNA. RefSeq lists its product as uncharacterized. The coding region runs from base 1 to 2937 and encodes 978 amino acids. NCBI's taxonomy places the organism in Eukaryota, Metazoa, Placozoa, Uniplacotomia, Trichoplacea, Trichoplacidae. Gene Ontology annotation, biological process: endoplasmic reticulum to Golgi vesicle-mediated transport; intracellular protein transport; endoplasmic reticulum organization. Gene Ontology annotation, cellular component: COPII vesicle coat; endoplasmic reticulum exit site. Gene Ontology annotation, molecular function: protein binding; structural molecule activity. The record is from RefSeq and is a predicted model, not a curated record. The transcript is spliced from 30 exons.
AUGACUGAGAAAUUUAUAACUAAGGGAUUUGUCAGUUUCAAGAAAUUAGCGUGGAAUAGUGCUCAGCAGAGAAAUGACUUUGGUUUACUUGCUGGCAGUGCCACCGAUGCUAAAAUUUAUCUCUACAGCGUUAAGAACAUUAUGAAAAUAAGACUGUUACGUAAAUAUGUUUAUGAUUUUGGUAGGCAUGAAGAAGAACAUGCUGUUUUGUCCACAUUAGAAAAGCAUUCCGAAGCUGCAAGCGAUCUAGACUUUAACCCGUUCCAGAAAAAUCUACUGGCUUCAUCUGCGAAAGCUGGGGAAUUAUAUAUUUGGGAUUUAAAUCAAGUCGAUAGGGAUCCUCUAGUGAUUGGUUCAAAAUUUCAGAUUACUAAUAAUCUUGCUGAUAUGAGUUGUGUUACUUGGAAUUUGCAAGUACCACAUAUUAUAGCUUCUUCUUCUUCUGUUGGCCAUACCGUAGUUUGGGAUAUGAGAAAGACAGAAAAGCCAGUAAUUACUCUCAAUACCGGAAACGCUCUGAUGUGGGAUGUACGAUAUAUGCAAUAUCCUAUCAAAAUAUUUUCAGAACAUAAAAGGGGUAUUCAUGCUGUAGCCUGGUGUAAUCAGGAUGCUGAUAUGCUUGCUAGUUGUGGAAAGGAUAGUAAAGUAUUGAUCUGGAAUCCUAAUGGAUCUGUAUCAAAUUCAGAAAGCAAUAUUCCAAGCGGCGAGAUUAGUGAGGCAUUUGGCUCUGAUUUCGCUAAUAUAGCUGAUGUUCCAAAUUCUCCAAAGCCGGAGUACACAGCUAUGCCAUUGUGUCCAAAAUACCCUCCAAAAUGUUUGAAAGUUUCAGCUGGCGCUUCAUUUGCUGUCGCUAUAAGUCAGGUAGUAACCAAUGAAGUGUUUAUUGAGCGGGCGAAGAAACUUGACAAUGCUAUUGCAGAUAAUGGUAAUCUAAUUACGUUUUGCGAUGAGAGACUUAAAUCAUCAGGAGACGACUAUGAAUCUCUUCAAUGGGGCUUUUUGAAGGCAAAUUUUUUGAAAGAACCACGCAAAAAGAUCAUCGAAUUACUCGGUUGUCACCAUUUUGAUACGGAUAAGGAACUACCGCAAUUAAGUUCCGUUGAUGAACAAGUGGCAAUUCAAGAUGAGAAUGCUCUCCAGGAUGAAGAAAUCAAACGUUUAGAGACAUCAAGUGCCUCGAUUAUAGGCGAUAACUAUUUAAAGGAUAUGAAAACAAUUGGUGAAAUUAAGCCUGAAUGCGAACCAUCUAUGAAGACAGAUUCACGUUGUGAUGAAAAUUCUUCUGAGAAGGCUUUUACAAUUUCAUUUUCUGACGAUUCCGAAAAGUUGUUAGGAAAAUUAUUAUUAGUUGGUAAUCUGACGGGCGCAGUAGAAGCAUGUAUAAAUUCCGGUAAAAUGGCAGAGGCGAUCUUGCUUGCCAUUGCUGCAGGACCAGAAACUUUAGAGAAAACUCGGUCUUCCUUCUUUUCAAAACGUAUUGAUAACUUAUCACGGUUAAUUUAUGCCAUAAUUUCGCGUGAUUGGUCAGAUAUCGUGAAAGCAUGCAGUUUAAGCAAUUGGCGUGAAAUCUUGACUAUUUUAUUAACGUAUGCUCGAGCUGACGAAUUUUCGCAAUAUUGCUCUAUACUUGGUGAACGUUUGGAAUCUAGCGCUGAUGCAGAUCACCGAAAAUAUGCUGGGCUGUGUUACAUUUGUGCUGGUAGAACACAUGAAUUUGCGUCGUGGUGGAUGAGAUUGGUCGAUUUUACAAACUCGAAGCCUAAUGAACUUCAGUGUUUAAUGGAGAAAAUUGCCCUACUAAAGAAGUCUGUGGAGGUGGAAACUGGAUCUAUUCCAGGAUUUUCUGCUAACUCAACAUUAAAGAUCUUUAGCCAAUAUGCAGGGUUGCUAUGCGCUGAAGGACAACUACAGUUAGCCAUGAAUUAUUUAGAGUCAUUACCAUCUGAACAGGAUAAAGAAUUUUCUUUGAAAGAAAGGCUAUGCUACGCUCUUAAUUUAUCAGGUGUCUCGGAAAAUCGGCACAAAUCGAAACAAAUUCAGCGAGCUGACAGUUCAAAUCGAACCUUGCAAAAUCAAAACGAUGGAGCUUUCAAAAGUGGCGGAUUGUCAAAUAAUGUAGUAAAUAAUGUUGCGACUGAGCCCACUUCUCGGCUUAACCUCUUCACUCCGUAUUCUGCAUCGAUGGUACCAUCCGCUCAAAUUGGAUCGCAAGGUGGCAGCAAAUCUCUAUCCUCUGAUCCGAAACCUGGUUCGUUAAUUCAUGACGAAAAUCAGCCUCGUGAAAAAUGGAAUCGUGUCUUACAGCCUUCGUCCGUACUUAUGAAUCAAGCUCCUACUGCUGCCGUCUGGAAAAACGAAUCGAAAAGUCUAACUGCUUGGAAUGACCCACCGAUGCUAUUGGAAAAUGUCCAACAAGCACAAACCUGUAUAGACAAAGAACCUAUAAAACAACCUAUACCAGGAAAUGAAAAUGAGGAAGUGUCUGCUAAUGUAGGUAAUGAAAGGCGAAAUAUGGUGUCUAGCCCUCAAAUUGCGCCGCCAAAACUUUCGGCUUACCAAUCUCCAACAAAUAAACUCCAAAUCACCUCUGAAAAAUUACAAAAACCCAUUCCUGCUUCUCACAUGAUCUUAUACGAGAUCUUUAACAAUCAGAUUGAGAAAGGAAAAUCAAGAUUAACUAAUCCGGUUAUCAAACGGAAAUUGGAUGAUAUUGCUAAACGUUUAGCUACCUUGUAUGAAUUACUCCGAGAAGAAAUUUUGUCACCAGAUAUUUUGCAAGGUUUGCAUGAUAUUGCACAAGCUGUGAAGGCGGGUGAUUAUAAUGGUGGAAUUAAAAUACAUAAAGCCGUCGUCGCUAGAGGAAACUUCAGUCAGAUAACUUCGUUCAUGCCUGGUCUAAAAAUGUUAAUGCAGCUGUCGCUGCAAUACAAAAUUUGAUCGCAGCUUAAAAGAAAGUCAUUACAAAUUAUAGUCUGGUACACUGAGG